AUGGGCAAUCGAUCGGUUUACGCAGACGCGAAUCUUUCUGGUUUUAUCGAUGUUCCGUUGGCUUCGAAUGUGCCCUCGAAUAUCGAAGGAAUUUUAUCGAAAAUAGUCGUGUUCGAUAAAGUCAAUCUUGAAUUGAAGAAUCGCACCGAUGAGGCUGCUCUCCGACCGUACGAUCGUGCAAUGAUGAAUUUCGAUGGUCCCCGAAAACUACGAUGUUUACCAUUCCCUGUAAUUUCUCUAACCAAAGUCUUAUUCCAUUUUAUUGCAAGGGGACAUAAAACGAUUGCCUAUUUGCCAUUUGUAUUUAAGAAAUGGUUUUGGAAGGCAGCAAAAAGCAAAAUUGACGAUUUGAUAGCAUUUAGGAAACUCCUUGAUUUAAAUUUAUUGCAUUUCUUGGAUGAGGCUGACUUUUUCCUGAGUUUAAAGCACGAAGCUAUUGGUUCAAAAGGAAUUUUAAUUACUUCGGGUUUAUCACUAAUAAUGGAAAACAAUGAAAUGGUUAAAAAAGAUGAUAAGGACAUUUCGAUUGAAGAUAAUGAAUUUUGUAAUAUUCUUGACAGAUUUAUCGAUUAUUCUGAUAUAAACGAUAUUCAUCAAGAAAGAACACCACAGAAUGAGGAAUUUAAUGCUGGUUCUUCUGGAACUCUUCCAGAAACUUCUUUAAAGUUCAAUAAAAAUGGAAGUAUUUGGUUUUGCAUUGGAGCCUGGAAAUGUGGUACAAAACCUGGCAAUGGACUACUUGUGAUUGAACCGAUAUUCCGUGGACCAAAACGUCGUUUAACGAUUUCUCUCGAUGCAUUAUUUCAUUUUCCUGGCAAAUUAGCAAUUUCAUCGAAGGAUUAUGCGGCUAAAAAUGAUUAUAAUUUUCUUUUAAAAAUGGAACAAAUCACUUUAUUAGAACAAUAUCACUUGCUGAAGGAACUGGAAAAAAUUUUGAAUGGUGAUUAUCCUCGUGGAAUUCGUGAUAUUGGUGUUGUUAAUAUUGUGAAAAGUUCAUGCGAGAAGCUAUAA
Molecule: messenger RNA, 1011 nt
Organism: Dracunculus medinensis (Guinea worm)
Lineage: Eukaryota; Metazoa; Nematoda; Chromadorea; Rhabditida; Dracunculidae
Source: the annotation of a GenBank genome assembly